Molecule: messenger RNA, 1289 nt
Organism: Tachysurus fulvidraco (yellow catfish)
Lineage: Eukaryota; Metazoa; Chordata; Actinopteri; Siluriformes; Bagridae
Product: SPEG neighbor protein
Exons: 4
Coding region: 575-1270 (231 amino acids)
Molecular function (GO): protein binding
Source: RefSeq, a predicted model, not a curated record
CAUUAUCUAAAUGCCUUGAUGCCUCUAGAAAGCCCAAUGGCAGCCCACCGCUGUAAAAGCCCUCAUCCGGGAGGACUCGUGUUUCACAACUACUAAUCAGGCGUCCUCAGUCAAAGCCCAGACUGCAUUCUGGGUAGCCUCUUGGGUCUUUCAGCCCUUACUUCACUAUACAAGGAGUUGUCCACUACUCUGUAACACUUGGUGAGCAUCUUUUUUGGACUUCUGGUAGUCAGGAGACUGCAGGCAAUGAUCCAAAGAAGGAUAAAUGUUGUGGUGGCAUCUUUAGACCCUUACAAUUAAGGCUUAAUUAGAUUAGACAUCUCCCAUCGGAGGUGUGUAUAUAAAUCCAGGUUUAGGGCAAGAGCCUGUGUGUAUCGUGAGUGAGUGGAGCUAUUCAGCCACCUGGGGUAAGUUCUUUCUCAUUUUUUGUGGUGAUUAUUUUUACAUUUGUUUUUCUUUAGUGGUAAUUAAACGUGAACAUCAUGUCCAGUGAAGUUGUGUCUUUUUACCAAUUUUAUGUGAAAAGAAUACCUUAACACAUAAUGUGUCAGUUUACUGAUUUUAAAUUUGACAGAUGUCCAAAGUCAAGGCUGCACCCCCACCAGGGUGCACAAUUAAUAUCGACGACCCUCAAGUACAAGAGGCAGCUAUCCGCAUCCAAGCUUCUUAUCGGGGCCAUCGGUCCAGGAAAGAGCUACGUGAAAAAGGUCCACCAAAGUUUCUGCAGGAGUUAAAAGAUGUGCUCCUGGUGGAAGGAAGUGCAGCAAAGUUGGAGUGCCGGGUCAGUGCUUUUCCUGACCCCUUUAUCAUCUGGUCAAAAGACGGAAAAGAGCUAAAAGAUGGACCCAAGUAUUGCUAUGUAUUUGAGGACCCUGAUAUUGUGGCGCUAGUGGUGCGUGAUGGAGAGUUAGCAGAUCUGGGCAGAUACACUGUUACUAUUAAAAACCCCUUUGGUCAGACAUCCGGCUCUGCCUGUAUCAGAGUGGAAGUCCCUGCUAAGGUGACCAAAGGACCAGACAGUAUAAAAGGCAGAAGAGGUACAACGGUGGUGCUGAAGGCAGAGAUCAGUGGGGAACCUCCCCCUGAUGUUGGCUGGCUCAAGGAUGGAGACGAUAUAGAGGAAGACGACAGAGUAUUUUUCGAUGUUGGUGACAUCAACACCAUUCUCACUAUUAAAAGUGCACGUCCAUCGGAUUCAGGGAAGUACGAGGUGUUUGUGGAGAACAACUUGGGAACAGAUCAGUCCUUUGCUCGAGUGGACAUCCUGUGAGGACAACCAAAUUGUUACA